Molecule: messenger RNA, 1923 nt
Organism: Linderina pennispora
Lineage: Eukaryota; Fungi; Kickxellomycota; Kickxellomycetes; Kickxellales; Kickxellaceae
Exons: 1
Coding region: 117-1763 (548 amino acids)
Source: RefSeq, a predicted model, not a curated record
CCACCACCACCACCACAAACCCACUCCAAGCAAUAGCUCUUCCACCUCUCCUAGCUUAUUCAGCACCCUUGUUCUAACCUUUGGACAACCUUUCACCUUUCACCCAAGUGGUUGCAAUGGAUAUUGACCAGGCCGACAACCAGCUAGUAGUAAUCCCCCAAGUCGACAUCGCCGGCCUGUGCGCAUCGUCGCUGUACCCUGGCUCCACCUAUAUGGAGUACACCCGCAUUAUGGACUUUGCCAAGGCAAAUCCUCAUCGUGCUAGGGAACUGCCGGACUCUGCAUUUAGCGUGCUCUUCAUCCAUUGCCGCGUUGAGGACGAAGAUGCAGGUCCUUUGUUAAAGCUCAAGUAUCCUCGCGAGUGGCUUCUCAACCUACAGUUUCUCAUCGACCAUGGAAAGCUAGACCUGGUAACUGAGGUUCGUGUAGCUAUGUACGACGAAAGUCAGCAGCUGCUGGAGCUAGAUACGAUUUUGAAGGACAUUGCUGUCGAUAUCGGCAGGCCACUUCCAAACGUGCACUCUAUUCUCUAUCUCGGAAAAGGCAUUUUCACAGCAGGGCAGAACCAGACUAUCAAGAAUAGAAAAAGCGAUGCAGAGGAGACUGUCAAGCUCAUCAGGCACCUCUUCCCCCAGGUGAACGAUUUGAAGUAUCACUUGUAUAAUGCGUGGUUUUUGUCGGUUGGGCAUACCACCCUACCUGAUGAUGCUAACCCGCUCUAUGAACUCACCUUCGAAGCAUGUGUGGAACAGCUGGAGCAUCUCCAGCUUCACAAUCCUAUCCCGACAACCAUUACCAAAUUCCCUGAGCAUGUCGUCUCGCUCUCUAUCAACGCCGAUUAUGUUCGCGGACGUCCUGACCUGCCUCCCGUUGCUACCGACUGCCUUAGAGUGCUCUACCUUCUAAACAGCACUGACGUCUUCCCGUGGCAGCUGUUUAGGACAUCCCAAGGACGUUUCGUAUUUGACUGCCUUGAGGAGCUGUCGUUGCAGUUCACCAGGAGGGCUGACAAUCUUGUGGCAUUCCCCGGCGGCAACAUCCAUGUCAGUUUCCCCAACCUGAACACGCUACAAGUUUCUGGUGCGUGCUAUGUCUACCACAACCUCUAUGCGUUUUUCCAGGAAUGUAGCAUCACUGCUAUGCAGAUAGUGGACAAGCCAUCCGACUUCAGCAGCAUCAACCAACACACAUUGGAGGCUGUGAAGCGUCUGAUAGUCGGUCAUCCCUUAGGCAAGGUAUCUGACAAUAGCUACUCGUCGGCUUCUGUUGAACAUCUAUUCAUGCUACCGGCCAAUAUCGAGAAAGCCAAAUUCACCUGGUUUAGAUGGCCGUUGCCUCUGAACACCGCAUGGAUCAAUCUGCGCGACCUGUCGUUCUCUGCAAACAUUGCCACCAAGAGUAUCCUCGCCAAUCUGAUUGUGCAGCUUCCGGUGCUACAGCUACUCAACAUCAACUGUGUGACAAUGGUGACGGAUAACGUUGACAAGACAGUGUUCUCAGAUGAGGUAUCCCGGAUCACCAAGUUCGGCCAGAUUCUUGAUCCCCUUGACGACUCAUCUAUCAGCGACAGUGUCGAGGAGUUCGAAAUCAUGGUCCAAGAAGUAUUCGACAUCGAGGGGUUUUGCGAGCUGAUCUCUCGUCUGCCGAAGGUAUCGAGGAUCAAGGUCCACCCUCAUUGGGUCCAAGACGUCCAGAACACACUUCGCCAUUACUUUGAGGUGACACGCAUCAUCGACAUCUCCGCCUACCCUCAAGUGCUUUGAUUUCCUUUUACUUCUCAUUUGUGCACAUUUUAACCCUCAGAGCUCUGGUCUCAGGUGGCUGAGGUUUGUUGUCAGAGAAUAACACCGCUGCUCCAUGAAAACAUGUGUUUGGUCGACAAUUCAGCCGCAAAAAAUUGACAAGCCAUCGAUUGUACCAAUG